Messenger RNA from Prunus armeniaca (apricot), 270 nucleotides. Lineage: Eukaryota; Viridiplantae; Streptophyta; Magnoliopsida; Rosales; Rosaceae. The record is from the annotation of a GenBank genome assembly.
AUGAUGUUGAGAAUGAGGGAUCUUACAUUGAAGAAGUUGAAAACAUCACUUUGUGCAAUUGAGAUGUGUGAUGACUACCUCUAUAAUGAUGAACAUGUCUUGGACUUUAAUGGGGCGGGUAGGGGAACCUUUUUCCCAAUGAAGGCAGGGAUGGGGAAUCCCCGCUUAGAAUAUUACGGGUAUGAAUGCGGGGAUGGGAGAAAAAUGCUUAACGGGGAUGGGGAUGGGAAUAACAUACCCAUCCCCAAUUCGACCUAUUGCCAUCCCUAA